This is a messenger RNA of Nycticebus coucang (slow loris), 2328 nucleotides long. RefSeq names its product HDGF like 2 (gene HDGFL2). Gene Ontology annotation, molecular function: transcription coregulator activity; double-stranded DNA binding. The coding region runs from base 97 to 2109 and encodes 670 amino acids. The transcript is spliced from 16 exons. Lineage: Eukaryota; Metazoa; Chordata; Mammalia; Primates; Lorisidae. Gene Ontology annotation, biological process: regulation of transcription by RNA polymerase II. Gene Ontology annotation, cellular component: nucleus. The record is from RefSeq and is a predicted model, not a curated record.
CCUCCGCCCCCUCGGCGUCCCGCUCCCGCCCCCGGCUUCGCCUCCCGCUGCCGCCGCUGCCGCCGCUUCCCGCGGCCUGGGCCUCCCUCUGCCAGCAUGCCACACGCCUUCAAGCCAGGGGACUUGGUGUUCGCUAAGAUGAAGGGCUAUCCCCACUGGCCGGCCCGGAUUGAUGACAUUGCUGAUGGUGCUGUGAAGCCCCCACCCAACAAAUACCCCAUCUUCUUCUUUGGUACACACGAAACAGCCUUCCUGGGACCCAAGGACCUGUUCCCCUACGACAAAUGUAAAGAUAAGUAUGGGAAACCUAACAAGAGGAAAGGCUUCAAUGAGGGACUGUGGGAGAUCCAGAACAAUCCCCAUGCCAGCUACAGUGCUCCUCCACCAGUGAGUUCCUCUGACAGCGAGGCCCCCGAGGCUGACCAAGUAGGUGGGAGUGACGCAGAUGAGGAUGAUGAAGACCGAGGGGUCAUGGCUGUCACAGCUGUAACCGCCACGGCCACUAGUGACAGGAUGGAAAGCGACUCAGACUCAGACAAAAGCAGCGACAACAGUGGCCUGAAGAGGAAGACCUCAGCACUAAAGAUGUCAGUCUCGAAACGAGCUCGAAAGGCCUCCAGUGACUUGGAUCAAGCCAGCGUGUCCCCAUCCGAAGAGGAAAACUCAGAAAGUUCCUCUGAGUCAGAGAAAACCAGUGACCAGGACUUCACCCCUGAGAAGAAAGCAGUGGUCCGGGCACCACGGCGGGGCUCCCUGGGAGGACGAAAGAAAAAGAAGGUGCCCUCAGCCUCAGAUUCAGACUCCAAAGCAGAUUCUGAUGGGGCCAAGGCUGAGCCAGUGGCUGUGGGGAGGUCAGCAUCCUCCUCCUCCACCUCCUCUUCUUCCUCCGACUCGGAUGUUUCUGUCAAGAAGCCUCCACGGGGCCGGAAGCCAGCUGAGAAGCCUCCCCCAAAGCCUCGAGGCCGGAAACCAAAGCCUGAAAGGCCCCCAUCUAGCUCAAGCAGCGACAGUGAGGAGGUGGACCGCAUCAGUGAGUGGAAACGGCGGGACGAGGCUAGACGGCGAGAGCUGGAGGCCCGGCGGCGUCGCGAACAGGAAGAGGAGCUGCGGCGACUGCGGGAGCAGGAGAAGGAAGAGAAGGAGCGACGGCGAGAGCGGGCUGAGCGCGGAGAGGCUGAGCGAGGGGGCAGUGGCGGCAGCAGUGGCGAGGAGCUCAGGGAUGAGGAGGAGCCUGUCAAGAAGCGGGGACGCAAGGGCCGUGGCCGGGGCCCCCAGUCCUCUUCUGACUCAGAGCCUGAGGGCGAGCUGGAAAGAGAGGCAAAGAAAUCAUCCAAGAAGUUGCAAUUGCAAGGUGCAGAGCCUACCAGGAAACCCAGCCAGAAAGAGAAGAGAGGGAGGCCUGAGGAGAAGCCCCGAGCCAAGCCUGUGAAGGUGGAACGAACCCGGAAGCGGUCUGAAGGGUACUCGGUGGACAGGAAGAUGGAGAAGAAGAAAGAACCUUCUGUGGAGGAGAAGCUUCAGAAGCUACACAGUGAGAUCAAGUUCGCCCUGAAGGUUGACAGCCCGGACAUAAAGAGAUGUCUGAGCGCACUAGAGGAGCUGGGCACCUUACAAGUGACCUCACAGAUUCUGCAAAAGAACACAGAUGUGGUGGCCACGUUGAAGAAGAUUCGCCGUUAUAAAGCCAACAAGGAUGUGAUGGAGAAGGCAGCAGAAGUCUAUACCCGGCUCAAGUCCCGGGUCCUGGGGCCCAAGAUCGAGGCAGUGCAGAAAGCAAACAAGACUGGAACAGAGAAGGAGAAGGCUGAAGCAGAGAAGGCCGAGGAUAAGCUGGCCGGGGAGGAAGCGCCAAAAGGGAAGGUGGAGGAUGAGCCAAGCACUGAUCUUUCAGCUCCGGUGAAUGGUGAGGCCACAUCCCAGAAGGGGGAGAGUCUGGAGGACAAGGAACUUGAGGAGGGCCAGGACUCGGAGGGGCAGAGGGGCGGUUCCUCUGAAGACCUACAUGGCGACAGCCUGCAGGAGGGUCCUGACCUGGACGGGCCUGGGAGUGACCAGCAGGAACAUGAGAGGUCACGGAUGGACUCGGAAUCCCUGGAUGAGGAGAGCUGAGCUGCAGGCAGCCGAGCCAGCCCCUACCCCAAGCUCAGCCCACAGUAGAUGCCUGUAGGCCUGCCCCGUCCUUCACAGCCUCCCAGGGAAGCAGAGAACUUUUGGGGAAAUGCUGUGCUGUUUGUUUGUAUUUGUCCCCUUGGGUUUUUUUCUGCCUAAUUUCUGUGAUUUCAAACCGACAUGAAAUGACUAUAAAGGUUUUUUUAAUGAAAAAAGAAA